AUGUAUGGAGUUUCCUAUAUGAGGAACCUAAUAAACAUGUUACCACCAUUAUUAACCAAAUUCUUGAUGCAAGAAAUAGAUGAUCCUCUUAUUCCAGGAACAAAGUGCAUGACAAAGAUUGAAUUAAAUGAUAAUUUCCCAAUGACUGCCUUUGGUGGAAGCAAAAACACAAAAGGUAUCUUAGCAUACUUGAUUACACAAGUUGAUAGUGCAAACUCACUGAUCACUCCAUUAAGACACUUUGCAAAUGGAAACAAACACAUAGAACAAGUUAGAGAUUUACUGUUUUCUGCUUCAAUUACUUUGAGAUUUUAUCUGAAUAAAACCGAUGUUGAAGUAACAACAUCUAAUUUAGUACAGAUUUCUUACAUGGUAACAAAUCAUAUAUCAAAAGUAAUUGGAUUAUCAAAAUAUGAUAAUAAUGUUCCUAAAAGCUUAGACUCAUUAACAGCUAAGAAUAAUAACAUUGAAACAACAGAGCAUUUAACACAAACUGUUGAAUUGAUCGUUCAAUAUAUCAAAGAUGUUGAUAAAAGAAACGAAGACAUAAUGUUUUACCUCAGAAUAGUUAUAAUCGUUGUCGCCUUGAUUAUUUACAUUGUUAUUUAUAAUAUCCAAAUCAGGAAAUUAAGAAGCAACAAAAUAGCUAUCUAUGACUUAUUAUCAAGCUUACCAAAGACAGUCAUUUCCAAUAUUUCUUAUUCAUUUACAAAGUUACAAAGAGAAGCAACAGCAACAACACAAUCAUUAGGAAGCAUUGCAGAAAUUGAACACAACAGACAAGAAGAAAGUAUCAUCAAAUUAUUCUCUUCUAUAAAUGAUGAACAAUCAAAAGCUUCUGUUGAAAUGUACAAUUUCUUCAACUUUAUGUUCAUUAUGGUUGCUCUAACUGCUGGAUACUAUUUAACAAUUCAAUCUUAUCUCGAUGCAUCAACAGAAGUUGUCAAUAACUGCUACCACAUCAACUAUUUGUACGGCAGCAUUGCACAUACAUUUAAGAUCAUGUCAAACAUCUUCGAUUUAGUUUGGGAGCAUUAUGAUGAAUCGUUUAGCAAUAUUGUUGUUAAUGAAACUGAAUCAUUAGAAGAAAUCGGAACAAGUCUUCCAAUUGUUGGAAAAUACCUCCAGUUACUUAGAUUAGGUGGUGAAGGAAGCAAUGAAUAUCCAUUUGAAGGAAUGAAGGAAACAGUUGAUAAAGCUUCUGUAAUUAUCGAAUGUCCAAAUCCUUUAGAACCACCAAAAAUUAUUCCUAAGAGUGCUCAUUGUUUCUCAGCUCCAGAACAGUUUUACAUGGCAAAUAUGCUGAUGAGAAGAUUCUAUGGAUUGAUGACUGCAGAGAACCCAGUUUUUGUUCUUCCAAAAGGAGAUGGCAUCACAUAUACAUGGCAAAUUGGAGCUGUUGAAUUAUAUGAAGCCUUCUUCUAUAGAGCUGGUCAAAUUCUUGUUCCAACAAUUACAUCAACAGUUAAAGCAGAAUCCACUCCACUUAUUGAAUAUUGUUUCAUUUUCAUGGUCAUUGCAGCAAUAUUCACAUUAAAUAUCAUCAGAUUAACAAGAAAGGAAGAAGUUCUUCUGAAGUUCACCAUGAACUGCUUGCUGAAAUGUCAAACAUCAAUAUUAAUGUCAAAUUCAAGAAUCAUGGAAGUAUUAAGUGGAAACUACGAAAACGCUGUUGAUGAGCAAGUAGAAAGAACACAAAAGUUCCAUAAUGAUGUUGUUAAUAAAAUUGAUGACAUCAUCAUUGUCUGCAGAGAAGAGAAUAAUACAGUAAUUGGUGUCAACACAGCAUUCGAAGAAAUGUUUGGAAUCAAACAAGAAGAAAUACAAAAUACAGAUGUUAAGAAAUUUUUCUUGGAUGGAAAAUUCACAUCAUCUGAGAAACUUGAAAAGGUUGUUUUAUCAAAGGGUUCUGUCAUUUAUACAAAAUCUAAUGGAGAAAAGGUUUAUUUAGACUUUUCUUCACAAUCUGUUGCAGGAAGAAGAAUCUACUCUGGAACAAAUCAGACACAAAUUGUUAUGCAUGAGAAAUUGAUCGAAGACGAAAAGAAGAAAUCAGAUGCAAUGUUGGCAAGUAUUUUGCCACCAAUGUUAGUUGCUCGUGUUCAAGCAGGAGAAAAGAACAUUUCUUUCGCAGUUCAAUCAGUUACGGUUUUGUUCUUGGAUGUUGUAGAAUUCACACCAUGGUGUGGUUCUCAUGAUGCUCAAUAUGUAAUGAGGAUGCUCAACAUUAUGUUCAAAGAAUUUGAUGCAAUUACUAAUGCACAUCAUACAAUGACAAAGAUCAAAUGCAUUGGUGAUUGCUAUAUGGCAGCUGGAGGUAUCUUUGAUGAAAUAAACCAACCAGCUGUACAUGCAAAAGAAGUUGUUGACUUCGGUUGCAAAGUCAUCAAGAAACUUGAAGAAAUUGAUGAAAGAGAAAACGAGAAACUCAGAAUCAGGGUUGGUAUUAACACCGGCGGUCCAAUUGUUGCUGGCGUUAUUGGAACAGAGAAACCAACUUUUGAAAUCUUAGGUCCGGCUAUUAACAUUGCUCACGAAAUGAAAAACAAAGGUGUUCCAAUGAAAGUUCAUAUUUCACGCCCAGUCUAUGAACUAAUUUAUGGACAAAACUUUGAUAUCAAAGAAAGAGGUGAAAUUGAUGUCAAAGGAGGCAAGAUGUUUACUUAUCUUGUUGAACCAUAA
Molecule: messenger RNA, 2682 nt
Organism: Trichomonas vaginalis G3
Lineage: Eukaryota; Parabasalia; Trichomonadida; Trichomonadidae
Product: guanylate cyclase protein
Exons: 1
Coding region: 1-2682 (893 amino acids)
Biological process (GO): intracellular signal transduction; cGMP biosynthetic process; receptor guanylyl cyclase signaling pathway
Molecular function (GO): peptide receptor activity; guanylate cyclase activity
Source: RefSeq, a predicted model, not a curated record